This is a messenger RNA of Lingula anatina, 384 nucleotides long. RefSeq lists its product as uncharacterized. Lineage: Eukaryota; Metazoa; Brachiopoda; Lingulata; Lingulida; Lingulidae. The record is from RefSeq and is a predicted model, not a curated record.
AUGGGUGUCAUGGCGUACUGGCGCUUUCUCUUCGCUCUCUGUGUAGUGUUGAUCUGUAGAACUCUGGCUAACAGAGAAGGUCGUGCAGUAACCGACUUCUACAAUUACCGUGAUGAGAUGGCGCAAGCUGUGUGUGUUUCCAUGACGACAAGCGGUGCAAUAUUUGCCGUACGAAGGCAGUGCGACUCCAGUCAGCCAAACUGUGCUGACAUAUGUACCUCUGUUGGUAAGACUUGCUUUGGUGGACAGCACGUCUAUGACAGCAAUCGUCGCCUGUCCCCAGACCCCAGAGAGGACAUAGGGACAGUGGGACUGAAGAUAUACAGGUACAACGACUGCAGCACCCUCGGGUGUGGGCCCAAUUACUGCUGCUGUAAAGGUUAA